This is a messenger RNA of Papilio machaon (common yellow swallowtail), 672 nucleotides long. Its product is annotated as cytochrome c oxidase assembly protein COX19. The coding region runs from base 140 to 391 and encodes 83 amino acids. Lineage: Eukaryota; Metazoa; Arthropoda; Insecta; Lepidoptera; Papilionidae. Gene Ontology annotation, cellular component: mitochondrial intermembrane space. The transcript has a single exon. The record is from RefSeq and is a predicted model, not a curated record. Gene Ontology annotation, biological process: mitochondrial respiratory chain complex IV assembly.
UGACAAUAACUGAUUGUCAAGUAAACCAGCUGAUCUCAGAUAAAGAGUUUUGUGAACAAAUAAUUUGGACCACACAAAAGAUUACAGUAUAAAAACAUUUCAAAAUUAUUGAUUAGUUUAAUAAAAGUUAACAAACAAAAUGUCAACUGCUAUGACAUUUGGUCAAAAACCGUUUAUACCAACACCGCCAGAUAAAGGCAGUUUUCCUUUAGAUCACGAUGGAGUGUGUAAAAAAAGCAUGACGAGAUUUAUGAAAUGUUUAUUUAAUAACAAUAAUAACAACUCUUUAUGUCGGGAUGAAGCAAAAGAAUAUUUAGCGUGCAGAAUGGAGAAUAACCUAAUGGCUAAAGAAGACUGGUCUAAGUUAGGGUUUAAGAAUGGUGGUAGUUGAAAUUAUUUAUUAUUAGAACGUAGGUAAGCAAUUAUGUAUAUUAAUAAAAUAAGCAAAUUAUUUGCCUUUUUUUAAUUCCCUGUUUUAGAUGUAAAAUGUGUUGUGUUUCAUAUUAUUUGUGCUAUGGUCUAAUAUUGUGAAGACACCAGUUAUAACAGUGGUAGACGCCAGCACCAACAUCUGUUCCACAAAUGUGCUGGCUAGACAAGUUAAAUACCACAACAACACACAAGACAGGCAUCAAGUGGAAGUAAUUCCGCCGUUAGUUUGAUUAGUGGAUU